AUGGCAGAGACAGCAGGCGUCACAGCAGCAGUGCUGAAGGAGAAGAUUAUGCAGACCUUAGCGGCAGUCCAUGUCGACAUCGAAGAUAUGUCUGGUGGCUGCGGACAAGCCUACUCUGCCAUAAUAGUAUCACCACAAUUCGAGAAGAAGACAACGCUCGCCAGACACCGGCUUGUUAAUACAGCGUUGAAAGCCGAGGUUGCUGCUAUCCAUGCUUGGACCCCGAAGUGCUAUACGCCGGAGCAAUGGGAGAAAUUGAAAUCGGAAGAGAAGGCUCAGGUUACGCCGGGCAAGGAGACAACAGGCGGGGUGGUGAAUGGUACAACGGCUUGA
This is a messenger RNA of Cadophora gregata, 333 nucleotides long. RefSeq lists its product as uncharacterized. The record is from RefSeq and is a predicted model, not a curated record. Gene Ontology annotation, biological process: intracellular iron ion homeostasis. Gene Ontology annotation, molecular function: 2 iron, 2 sulfur cluster binding. Bases 1 to 333 code for a protein of 110 amino acids. NCBI's taxonomy places the organism in Eukaryota, Fungi, Ascomycota, Leotiomycetes, Helotiales, Ploettnerulaceae. The transcript has 2 exons. Gene Ontology annotation, cellular component: cytosol; nucleus.